Molecule: messenger RNA, 535 nt
Organism: Clunio marinus
Lineage: Eukaryota; Metazoa; Arthropoda; Insecta; Diptera; Chironomidae
Source: the annotation of a GenBank genome assembly
AGUCGUUUUAUUGAAACUCAGCAACUAAGAGUUGAACAAGCAUAGUUUCUCAAAAAUAUUAUAUUGAAUUGAAAACGAAUUGUCUUUAAAAUUAGACCAUAAAACAUUAUUUGAAGUGUGAAAUAACAGUUUUAAUUCACCCAAAAGUACAAAAUAAAUCGAAAUGGGUAAAGGAAAGCAACAAGCAUCAUCAGCUCCAGCUUCUGAUAAAAAAGGUGGAAAACCUGCAGCACCAACAGUAGCUCCUGUUGCAGCAGAAAAAGCUGGGAAACCUGCCGGUAAAGGCGGAAAAAAAGGUGGCAAGAAGUGAUACACAACAUUAUUAUCCAGAGAAGUUUAAUCAUCUCAAUGUAUUUAAUAUUUCUGAUUUGUUCAUUAAAAAAUUAAAAACGAUGUUAACCGAUGAUAUUUUAUUAAUUGCAAAAAGUAUAAAAGGAUCAAGAAAUGGCUGAACAAACAUAUAACUCAGUAAAUUGAAAGUUUCUUUUUUUUAUUUUAAUGUGAUUUCAAAUAAAAUGAUUAAUUUACAAAAAUA